AUAGUGUCUUCUUAUGCACAGCCACAGUUAGUGACAUCUCAUGCACUACCACAGAUAGUGUCUUCUCAUGCACUACCAUAAAUAGUGUCUUCUCAUGCACUACCACAGAUAGUGAUGUCUCAUGCACUACCACAGAUAGUGUCUUCUCAUGCACUACCAUAAAUAGUGUCUUCUCAUGCACUACCACAGAUAGUGUCAUCUCAUGCACUACCACAGAUAGUGUCUUCUCAUGCACUACCACAGAUAGUGACAGACUCAUGCACUACCACAGAUAG
Molecule: messenger RNA, 275 nt
Organism: Sphaeroforma arctica JP610
Lineage: Eukaryota; Ichthyosporea; Ichthyophonida
Exons: 1
Source: RefSeq, a predicted model, not a curated record